Messenger RNA from Pseudogymnoascus verrucosus, 1297 nucleotides. RefSeq lists its product as uncharacterized. The record is from RefSeq and is a predicted model, not a curated record. The transcript is spliced from 2 exons. Bases 338 to 1297 code for a protein of 319 amino acids. Lineage: Eukaryota; Fungi; Ascomycota; Leotiomycetes; Thelebolales; Thelebolaceae.
CACCAAUGGAUUAAAGCCUAUGCAUGUUGUCUAGUACAUAAUAUUCUGUUUGCUGUUUAAUAACCCUAACAGUUUCAGCUUUUUUUAUUGGACGCCCUUUUUUAUUUCCUUAACUCCGCCUUUAACAUGGCCACAAGUGGUUCACCCCGCUUUAGCCUCGUCUUCGCCCGCUCACAUAUAUCACAUUCGUGAUUGUUGUAGACCGGUCUUCCUUUGGACCGGCUACCCUGGCCUAAUCACAUGGAGAGCUGCAGCCUCAUGGAGCGUGGCUGCAUAUGGGUUAUAUACUUAUGAAGCCUUGCUUAUAUCUUGCCUUACUUAUAUAUUGCCCGUAUGCAUGCGCUGGCAGUGUAACAUACAUAUAUCAGAAGAUUCGCAGCCGCAGCCGCGCACAUAUUCUGUAGAAUACGAACCUCGCAAAGUCUCAUCUUUCCUCUGGCCCACUCCGGCGAUGGCGCUGAUUCAGGAGGGCUUCGUUUCAGCAGAUACAUACAACUCUCUCCCUACCAUACAAGAAGUUGCCGAUGUCCCACAGGAAUAUGCAGCCGAUCUAGAACAUCUCCAAGAGCUGCUCGCUAGACAUAAUGUUCCAGAAUCCAUCAGCAUCCGCCUCAUUCACAGACACUAUGACAUUGCCGACGGCGACGCCAUGGUCUUCAGAGAUAUCGCACUACCAGCACAUGGCACAGUCGAAGUCAUGCGAGCUACACCAAUAGCUUCUGCUCAGCUUCAUGGAAAGAAUUUCUUUGUUAGCUCUACAGCCCAGCUUCAGGCAUACGAGUACACAACUGAGACAACUGUGGGCCUCUCCGAAUAUGAGACAUUUAUUGCAGAGUUUGUCGAAAUUGUGGUUCAGCGGAAGUUGCAGCACAAAUUUGGCCUCAAAAUCAAUCACCGCAGUGAAAUGGAGGUCAAGGCGGACCAGAAGGAGUUCGAAUUUCCAGAGGAACAAUGCACAAUCACGAUUCCCAUCACCUUACCUCUACCAGAAGCUACUCAUGAGAUUGAUGUUGACACGGAUUGGGGCGCCGUCGACAUCCAGCAUAAGCGCAAGCGGGGAAAGACCAAGCCGAGGCCAAGGCCAAGCAGUACUCGAACAACCUGCAGUCAUGGUGGUCCUGCUGCCCCGGAAGAUUGUCGAGGAGAAUGUGCGAAGGAGGGUCAUGGUGGUCCUGCUGCCCCGGAAGAUUGUCGAGGGGAAUGUGCGAAGGAGGGCGGAAUAUUGUUUGAUGGAAGGAUUGUUCAGCUGGGUACACCUUUCCAUGGGCUGCUUAACAACCUCAUGGAAGUAUGGUGA